Molecule: messenger RNA, 1713 nt
Organism: Paralichthys olivaceus (Japanese flounder)
Lineage: Eukaryota; Metazoa; Chordata; Actinopteri; Pleuronectiformes; Paralichthyidae
Source: RefSeq, a predicted model, not a curated record
UGUUUCUCUGUCUUGCAGCAACCGAUGAGAGCGAAACACUGUCAGACGUGUAAACGCUGCGUCCGUCGCUUCGACCACCACUGUCCCUGGAUCGAGAACUGCGUCGGGGAGCGGAACCACCGCUGGUUCCUCGUGUACCUGCUGGUGCAGCUGCUCGCUCUGCUGUGGGCUCUUCACAUCGCUCUGUCGGGGAUUUCACCCGGCGUCACGUGGGAGCUGUGGUUCCGGGUGAACGGGUUCCUGCUGGCGGCGCUGCUCGUCGCGGGGGUUUUCUCCGUGGUGACCGUGAUGCUGCUGGGCUGCCACCUCUACCUGGCGGCCAUCAACUGCACCACCUGGGAGUUCAUGUCACGUCACCGGAUCUCGUACCUGAAGAACUGCGAGUACGAGGAGAACCCGUUCGACCGCGGCGUCUUCUGCAACCUGCGGGACUUCUUCUGCAUCUGCAGGACGGUGGUGUGGGAGCAGGUCUACAAGAGACACGCCCCGAAUCCGGCCUGACCUCACUGACUCUUGUUUUUAUAAUUUAACUACCAGAUAGAACCAAGUCUCUUACAAUAGUUUUUACAGUAUUUGUUCGGUUUGUAUUUAUUGACAACGAGAGUACAUUAAAACACUGAUGAUACACAUGUAAUAGAUUACACACGCUGACAGUCCAGGUCAGGAUGCUUUUACACAUUAAUACAGACACACAAGUAACAUGUAAUAUUCAGCAGCAUUAACAUAAAGUGCUACAACAGCUAAACCAGUGACUGUUGGUUGUCGUGUUACGUCUCCUCCAGAGCAGGCGGACGGUUCAGCGUCCUGCUCGUGGACACUUCAGCAGGGGACACGAGGGGACACUCUGGACUAAAGAGCAACUUGUAGCUUGAAUACACCGUCUUUAAAUAUUCAAAACACUUGUCAAAUAGAGAUCUACACAGUUUUAUGCUGACGGUCAUGGAAAUGGAGCAGCAAGUAUGAGAUGCUGCACUUUUUAAGAACCCGCUUGUUUUAUUUGAGUUUUAAAAAGUUCAGUUUCAAUCAAAGUUUCAUAGAAAGAUGAAUAAAUUCUCUUAAAUCCUGUUUAAAUGGAAACUGUUCCACAUCGAGUUCUUUUAUUCUACAGGUCGGUUCUGUGGAAAGUAGGUAAAGAAAUAUGUUCAGGUCUUAAAGAGCUGAAAGUGUUAAUUGUUCAUAAUCAUCAGUUUGAAACAAACUGCAGCAAAAACAUUGAUCAAACUCAAACGUACUUGUUACCGAGCAGCAAAAGAAUUUAAUGAUACGUACAUUUUAUUCGUCUUUCUGAGAAACUCGAUGAUAUGAACUGUGUUUCACUUGUUAACUGAAUUUAAAACUCAGACAAAUUAUCACAAACUGCAGCUUCGGACUCUUGCUCAAUUUUCCUGAUAAUUAGUAAAAGGUACAAACUUUACUAAUUUAAAAAACGUGUAUUAAAUUACAAGUUACUCUUUAAAGUCCUGUUUCCCCUUCAAACCCUCAAACCCUCCCUCGGCUCUCCUGCAGCGUCGACGCUUUCAAACUCGGCUGCGUCUUCGAAAAACAUCGACAACCAACUGGAAACUAAAUGAUCAUUUUGAGCCCGUCUACGUAACGAGAGGGUUCAUCUUCAUCUUCCUCUUCCUCCUCUUCUAAUGCACUGACAUCGUUACAGCUCUGUAUCACAGAAUAUGAUUUGCUAAGUUGAAAAUACAGAUAUCUCUUACUAUUAUG